GCCCUGAGCUCCCGGAGGAGCCGGGCGGGGAGCGGGCGCGGCAGAGGCUGCUCGGGUGUGCCGAGCUUCCCGCCCCGGCUGCGAGCACAGACCCAGCCCACCCCGGGGUGAAGCCACCACCUCCGAGGCCAGGAAGCUGUCUUGUGUGUGUUCUGUGUCUGUGAGCAGCAGGCUGCUCCUCAGGGAGCAGGAGAGCUCAGAUCGGGAUGUUGGAAAUGUGCGGGAGGCCCUGACUGGCACUUGCUGUGGGAUAAGAAAUGAAAUUCUCCAGGCUGGCCGGCAGGGAAGAGAGCAUGAUUGGAUCCCUGCACUCCACACUCACCGGAUUUUGAGUUCCUGCAAGGAUGGAAAAUCCCCCUGCUGUGGGAUAAGCUGCCCCUUGUGUGCCUGCCUCAGCAUGCUGAAAGCUCCCACCUCAAUUCCAAUACCUCACCAGCUCCCGGCCAUCAAACCUCGCUAGAACUUUGUCUGCUCAGCUCCAGAGCCUGCUCAGCUCUGCCCUGCUCCUGCAGCCCACGAUUCCAUCCCUCUAAUGAGCUGAACGAGUCCAGUGAGGAGCUCCAGGCUCUGUCUAACGCACCGGCCCUGUUGCAGAGCUCAGCCCUGCAGUGGUGCUGCCAGCAGCUCCCCCAUGGCUGCAGCCAGCGGCGAGGGGACAGCAGGGACCCGGCUCCUGCCAGCUGGCACUGCCCUGGCCCUGCUCGGUGGCCUGGUCUACCUGGGCACCCUGUGUGCUGCCUGCAAACGGAAGGGCAGGAAGAAGGUUGCUCCAGACGGGGUGAAGCUCGUGGAUGAGGCCCUGCUCUGCCGGACACAGCUGCGGUCACUCAGCAAGUCGGACACGAAGCUGCACGAGCUGUACCGGGUGAAGGUCAGAGAUGUCCAGCGUCCGGCCAGCCUGGAUCUUCCCAGUCCCACGGCCCCUGGGGGUGAAUCCCUGCACAGCUCAGGCCUCCUGCACCGUGAGCUGCCCCAGAUCCCCGUCCCUGAGCCCACGGCCACCUCCCCAGCCCCCGACCAGACCUACUCCAACCUGCUCUUCACCCCGCUGCGGAAACCAGCGCCAGACGCUGUCUAUGAGUGCCUGGCAGUGGGGGAGGAGGGCACCCCGGUGCCCCCCAUGCCAGCUGGCACCCAGGUGUCCCCUCCACGGGCUGUGCAUGGGGCAGCUGAUUACGCCUGUGUCCACAAAGUGAAGAAGGUGGUGUCGGUGGAGGUGCAGGAUGGGGCUGUGGCAGGAGCCUCUGGAGCACAGCACUGCUGGGAUGGUGCAGGCAGUGCCCCUCAUGCCAAGCUGGAGGAGAUGUACUCGACGGUGUGCAAAGCCACCAAGAAGAAAUCCCCGGUCCCUGCAUCAACCCCGAGGGCUGUGAAGGAGGGGGGGUCUGGGUGGCCGCCCCCCUGCCAGCAGGAGGGGGCCCCAGCAGCCCCAGGUCCCCCUGACCCCUGUUACGAGUCCAUCAACGACAGAGCAUGGCCUGCUCAGGCCUGUGGCCCCGACCCUGACUAUGAGGCUGUGGACAUUAACUGGAAGAAGGCAGCAAAACGGGACAAGCCAGGGAAGCCCUGUGUCCCCGAGAACCUCUAUGAGAGUGUGGUGGACGUCUGGGCAGGGGGGUCCCGGAAAGCCUCUGCCCGGACAGCAGCCAAUGGGCUGGAGGUUUACAUCACCAACCUAUAGCCCCCCAGGAGCAGGGGCAGUGCCACAGGGGGGUCCCACCUGGCUGGACACCACUGGGUGCCAAAGGGACAGGUGCCAGCAGCUCUGUGCCCACCAGAGCCCUGUGCCCUGCACUCACUCUCUGUAUAUAUUUUCUGUUACUUUUCUUCAAGUGUCCUUGUCCCAUCCCAGCCCAGCUGGUGCCAGCAGUGGUGGGAUGUUCCAGGAUGGGCAGUUUGGGGGUGCUGGGUGCUGGCUGGGACCCCAGUGAGACAGGGCUGGCACUGGCACCAAGAUGGGAACAGGGUGGGGACCAGUCACGUUUUUGGGCAGGGGGGUGACGGGGCUGCAGCCAGCCCCAUGCCUUGGGCUGCAGGAUCAGACCCCCAUCAGGAGCUUUCUGCCACGCCUGAGGGUCUCUGCCCUCCUCACACUGCCUGGGGGAGAGCAGGGCCCCCUCCAGCCCCCAGGAAACCCUGAGAAGCUUUGCUCCCAUCACAGAAAGUCCCUUGUUGUGGGGAGAUGGAGCUAGCCCCAUGCCUGCAUGGAAUCAUAGAAUAUCCGGAGUUGGAAAGGAUCCAGAAGGGAUUAUUGAGUCCAUCUCCUCACCCUGCCAGGACUACACAGAAAUUUCCCUGGUGUGGGCUGUGGGCUCUGCUCCAUCCUCCAUUCCCACCCUUUCAGACCCAUGCAAGGGUGUCUCCAUGGGUUACUAUUAAAAGGCUGAGAGAAGGUUUACACUCUUAAA
This is a messenger RNA of Haemorhous mexicanus (house finch), 2408 nucleotides long. RefSeq names its product Lck interacting transmembrane adaptor 1 (gene LIME1). The record is from RefSeq and is a predicted model, not a curated record. The transcript is spliced from 7 exons. Bases 632 to 1681 code for a protein of 349 amino acids. NCBI's taxonomy places the organism in Eukaryota, Metazoa, Chordata, Aves, Passeriformes, Fringillidae. Gene Ontology annotation, biological process: B cell receptor signaling pathway; T cell receptor signaling pathway.